This is a messenger RNA of Solanum lycopersicum (tomato), 1712 nucleotides long. Its product is annotated as magnesium transporter MRS2-5. Gene Ontology annotation, biological process: magnesium ion transport; transmembrane transport. The record is from RefSeq and is a predicted model, not a curated record. Gene Ontology annotation, molecular function: magnesium ion transmembrane transporter activity. Lineage: Eukaryota; Viridiplantae; Streptophyta; Magnoliopsida; Solanales; Solanaceae. Gene Ontology annotation, cellular component: membrane.
UUUUUCCAGAAAUAGACUACUUAGAUUAAGGUUACGUGGUCUGGGGAUUUUGAUACUAUAAUUGAUUCAUCCUGAUUCCUAGGACCCUUUCUUUCUUCUUUUCCCUAAUUUAAUUUACUGCAAAUCUGCACUGUGUAAGACGUGUUUUUGUUCUUGGAUUCAUUGCUGCAGAGACCCUUUUAAGCCCAAAGGCCUUUUUAUGGUUUUCUGGUGAAGGAGUAGAAGAUUUUAACUUAAAAGUAAUAAGAACCAUAAUAAGAAAAGCUACUACAGUUGCUAACACUAACGCUUUGCUAAAAGCAACAGUGCUGCAGUUGGAGUAAGUACUUGGGGCUUUGAUCAAUGCUGAAAUCUUUGUUUCUGAGGUUUGUUCCUAACUCACAGAAAGUGAAAGCAAAUGGCAGAAGAAAAUGGUCCUUCUGAUUUUCCAGAAUCUACAUCUACUAGGUUUUAUUCAGAUGUACAGGCAAACAACAACUUUCAUGGGUCUGGUCUACCUGGUAUUAAGAGGAGAGGCCAAGGUCAUGGGAGUCGCUCUUGGAUAAAGAUUGAUGAGCAUGGCAAUUCAAAAAUUUUGGAAUUGGAUAAGGCUACCGUUAUGAGACAUUGUUCUUUGCCAGCCAGGGAUCUCCGGCUUUUGGACCCUAAGUUUAUCUAUCCCUCCACAAUAUUAGGACGAGAGCAAGCUAUUGUGGUAAACCUUGAACAGAUCAGAUGUGUCAUCACAGCUGAUGAGGUUAUACUGAUGAAUUCUUUGGAUGCUUGUGUACUGCAAUACGAGUCUGAAUUGUGUAAACGCCUUCAGAUAAAUAGAGAUCAGCCGGAUGGUCUUCCUUUCGAGUUCAGAGCCCUUGAGCUUGUUUUGGAGCUAACUUGCUUGUCUCUUGAUGCUCAGGUGAAAGAAUUAGAACUGGAAGUAUACCCCGUGCUUGAUGAACUAGCGUCAUCUAUUAACACUCUAAAUCUGGAACGAGUUCGUAGAUUGAAAGGUCAAUUGCUUGCCUUGACUCAGCGCGUCCAAAAGGUAUGUGAUGAAAUAGAACAUCUAAUGGAUGAUGAUGGUGACAUGGCUGAGAUGUACUUAACAGAGAAGAAACAGAGGAAGGAGGAUUAUUUAAAUAAUGAUUCAUAUGAUCAAGCGGAUAUAUAUGGAAAAAUUAGAGGAGCAGCAAGAUCUGCUCCAGUAUCACCUGCAUCAUCAACUACUGGGAUGCAUAAGUUGCAACGGGCAUUCAGUAAUUUGAGCUCAAGCAAACACGGAAGCAUUUCAGCUUCAUCUAAUUGUCAAGAAAAUAUUGAUCAGCUUGAAAUGUUGCUUGAAACAUAUUUUGUGGUCAUUGACAGCGCUCUGAACAAGUUGUCAUCACUUAAAGAAUAUAUUGAUGAUACAGAGGAUCUGAUCAAUAUAAAACUUGCCAAUGUCCAGAAUCAGCUAAUACAAUUUGAGUUGCUUCUAACAGCUGCCACUUUUGUGGCAACAAUAUUUGCUAUGGUAACUGCAGUAUUUGGAAUGAACUUGAAAACCACAGUUUUUGACGAUCCGGAUGGGUUUAACUGGACUAUUAUCAUCACUGGAAUCUUUUGUUUGGUCUUAUACAUUGCUUUCAUGAUUUACUUUAAGCACAAGAAACUUCUUCCACUGUAAACAGAUCUUAACAUCUAUAAUGAAGAUGGAGUGGAAAUCGCCACAAUCAUUUGAUUCUUCAUUGUCU